AAAGCCCUAAACAUUUCCUCUCUCUCUUGCGCCAUUGCUGCUCCAUCGUUCCCAUUCGUAAAAAUCCAAACUUUUUGUUCAAAAUCAAGCCAAACUCUAGUGUUGUUGUAGCUUAGAUAGACAUUAAGGAUGAGGUAUCAAUGGCGAUCGCUUCUUUUCCGGAGCUACCGUUCGUCUCCUCGUCCAUUUCUUUCUCAUCACUCGCGGUUCCAGGUAAUCUCCAAUUCGACUCGAUCUUUCUCUUCUUUCCUCCACGAACGUUUUGGAGUGCAACAAAGACAGUGUCUUUUUGCCUUGCGAUCGCCAUUGGCGAGCUCUGUUAGCCGACGCUUUUCAUCUGAGUCUGCGAUAGAAGAGAAACUUCCUGCUGAGACUGUUGUGAUUGAUGUUUUUAGCAGAUUGAAUGGUAAGGAUGAGAUUACGAAAGAGCUGGAUUCGAAUGAUGUUGUGAUUAGCCAUGAAUUAGCAUUGAGAGUUCUGAGGGAACUUGAAUCAAGCCCUGAUGUUGCGGGGAGGUUUUUCAAAUGGGGUUUGGAGGCUUAUCCUCAAAAACUUUCUUCCAAGAGUUAUAACACGAUGCUGCGUAUUUUUGGUGUUAAUGGAUUAGUUGAUGAGUUUUGGAGGUUGGUUGAUGAUAUGAAGAAGAAAGGGCAUGGUGUUUCAGCUAAUGUUAGGGACAGAGUCGGUGACAAGUUUAAGAAAGAUGGACUAGAAAAUGAUUUGGAGAGGCUGAAAGAGCUAUUUGCUUCAGGUUCUAUGGAUAACUCUGUUGACAAGGUUUGCAAUAGGGUGUGUAAGAUUGUGAUGAAGGAAGUGUGGGGUGCUGAUGUAGAGAAACAGCUAAGGGAUUUGAAGCUCGAGUUUAAAAGUGAUGUGGUAAAGAUGGUUUUGGAAAAACUUGACGUGGAUCCGAGGAAAGCUUUGUUGUUCUUUAGGUGGAUUGAUGAGUCUGGAAGUUUUAAACAUGAUGAGAAGACGUAUAAUGCUAUGGCCAGGGUUUUAGGGAAAGAGAAGUUUCUUGAUAGGUUUCAGCACAUGAUAGAAGAAAUUAGGAGUGCUGGUUACGAGAUGGAAAUGGAGACUUAUGUUAGGGUUUCAGCAAGGUUCUGUCAGACUAAAAUGAUUAAAGAAGCUGUUGAGUUGUUUGAGUUUGCAAUGGCAGGUAGCAUUAGCAACACACCCACCCCACACUGCUGCAGUUUACUGCUCAAGAAAAUUGUCACUGCAAAGAAAUUGGACAUGGACUUAUUUACAAGAACUUUGAAAGCUUAUACUGGGAAUGGCAACGUUGUGCCGGAUGUUAUGCUGCAACAUGUCCUCAAGUCUUUGAGAAGCGUUGAUAGGUUUGGACAGAGCAACGAGGUGUUGAAAGCGAUGAACGAAGGUGGAUAUGUUCCUAGCGGUGAUUUGCAGAGUGUGAUUGCAUCAGGACUUAGUCGUAAGGGCAAGAAAGAUGAAGCAAACGAACUUGUGAACUUUAUGGAAGCUUCUGGAAACCAUUUAGAUGAUAAAGCAAUGGCAUCUUUAGUUGAAGGGCACUGUGAUGCUAAAGAUCUCGAAGAAGCUUCAGAGUGUUUCAAGAAGAUGAUUGGGAAAGAGGGAGUCUCUUAUGCAGGUUAUGCAUUUGAGAAGUUGGUACUUGCUUAUUGCAACAGUUUUCAGGCAAGAGAUGUAUACAAGCUUUUCAGUGAGCUAGUGAAACAAAAUCAGUUGAAACCUUGGCACAGUACAUACAAAAUUAUGGUGAGGAAUCUGUUGAUGAAGAAGGUAGCAAGAGAUGGUGGGUUUGAAGAAGCUUUGAGUCUUCUACCUAUGAUGAGAAAUCACGGGUUCCCUCCUUUCGUGGACCCGUUCAUGGAUUACUUAUCGAAUAGUGGAACAAGCGCAGAGGCUUUCGCUUUUCUGAAGGCUGUGACUUCAAAGAAGUUUCCAUCUAAUUCAAUGGUUCUGCGUGUAUUCGAAGCUAUGUUGAAGUCUGCAAGGCAUAGUGAAGCUCAGGAUUUACUGUCUAUGUCCCCAAGUUAUAUCCGUCGCAAUGCAGAAGUUCUAGAACUUUUCAAUACCAUGAAACCUGAAAAAUGUUCUUUAGAGAAACCUUUGCCUGCUCCUGCUCAAAUUGAAGCUUAAUUCAUUAUAUGUUGUUUUCUUUUGUUUCUGGACGUGGUGAUUCAAAAAGGACAAUCACUUACUCGACUCUAAUCGCUAUAAUUUUCUUCAUAUAGCGGCGAUGUGGGACUUUUGAAGAUUGUUAGUAGCUUAAAUGGGCUUAUUUAGAAAAAGGCCUCUGCCUCUUUUCCAUCGUAAGCCAGUUUACAUUACUAAUCUUUCCCCAACUUAAGAUUUUAUCAUUUGGUCUUGUGGGCUUUUUAGCAAAAGGCCUAUUUAUCAAUCUUGUUGUCUAUGUUGUCUCUUAGCUUUGUUUUUUCUCUAUUGACCUUUAAUCCAAAG
This is a messenger RNA of Arabidopsis thaliana (thale cress), 2448 nucleotides long. RefSeq names its product Pentatricopeptide repeat (PPR) superfamily protein. The transcript has a single exon. NCBI's taxonomy places the organism in Eukaryota, Viridiplantae, Streptophyta, Magnoliopsida, Brassicales, Brassicaceae. Gene Ontology annotation, cellular component: mitochondrion. The coding region runs from base 130 to 2127 and encodes 665 amino acids. The record is from RefSeq and is marked reviewed. Gene Ontology annotation, biological process: RNA splicing.